This is a messenger RNA of Gadus macrocephalus (Pacific cod), 1513 nucleotides long. Its product is annotated as pro-opiomelanocortin-like. Gene Ontology annotation, biological process: neuropeptide signaling pathway. Gene Ontology annotation, molecular function: neuropeptide hormone activity. The transcript has 3 exons. The record is from RefSeq and is a predicted model, not a curated record. Lineage: Eukaryota; Metazoa; Chordata; Actinopteri; Gadiformes; Gadidae. Bases 180 to 857 code for a protein of 225 amino acids. Gene Ontology annotation, cellular component: extracellular region.
CCUGCGCACCACACAGAACGCUAACAGUAGACCUAACAACUCACCACAAAGCACAGCCAGAGAGAGACCACGAGACACAGAGAGAGGAAGUACACAACUUAUUAUCGCCAAGCUUCAAGAGAAGACCAAAGAAGAAGAAAACACUGUGAAAGAUAAACAGCCCCAGACCCGGGUGGACCAUGCAGGCGUCCUGGCUGAUGGUGGUGUUGGCGGCGUGCGCGUGCUGCCCAGCGGCAAGGGCCCUGUGUUUGCAGAGCUCCUUCUGCAGUGAUCUCCGUACCAAGGACCGGCUCAUAGACUGCCUCAGCCUGUGUGCGUCCCGGAAGGCCUCCGCCUCCUCCUCCCCCCCCGAGAACGAGAACAGCCUGUUGCUGGACCGGCUGCUGUCGUCCCUGGGGGAUCCCCAGGACCACCCGCCGCUGGGGCCCAGCGCCAGGCGCCGCAGCGAGGACCGCCGCUCCUACGCCAUGGAGCACUUCCGCUGGGGGAAGCCGGCCAGGAGGAAACGCCGGCCCGUCAAGGUGCACGCCACGUCGGGGGAGGAGGUGGGUGGUGACGUCUCGGCCGAGAGGCCGCCGCCAGCGGGGGGCGUGGUGGUGGUGAGGGUCGGGGACGAGGAGGCCGGAGGGGGCAAGGAGGUGGUGCUGGACGUGCGGGAGCUGGAGGAGCAGCCGAUGCCGGGGGUGACGUUCAGUCCCGAGACCCUCUCGCAGGAGGUUAAAGACCCCGGGACGUACCGGAUGAGUCACUUCCGCUGGGGGAGCCCGCCCAAGCGCGGCGACGGACAGCUGACUCCGUGGGAGAUGAAGAAGCCCCUGUCCAGGUUCUUCGGGAGCACCUUCAAACGCAUGCAUUAGAAGGGGAGGGUGGGGUGUGUGCAUGUGUGUGUGUGUGGGGGGGGGGGGGGUGAUGAGAGGAAAGGAAAUGGUUGUAACCCCUGCACGUCUUGGAAUCUCAUCUUAUACUUGUGGUUUUAAAAUGUCUUGGAUCAGUCCAUUCGCAUGCUGUUCAGCUUAUUUUUUGAAGAAAAAAACACAUAAUAACCCCAAAAGUAAAAAAAAUUAAAUAUGCAUGGGUAAUUUAAAUAAAAUCCUCCAUAAUCAUCCACCUACUGCUCUGACCCUGAUGGCCUUGGCUCCCGCUCUCUCUGGAGAACAUUAUUGCAGGUGGGCGGCAAAGAACGUCAGUGAUUCAAAUUACGUAAGAAACCAGCCACUGAGCUCCAUUGUUCUUUGGACAGAGGCGGUUGACAGUUUGUUAUAAACAUUCAUCACCUACACACAAUGAUCAUACUCUAUAAUUGGGGCAAACAGGGACACUGAUUUGCUCGAUGAAUGUAGAGGAACCACAUGUAUUGUGAUUUUUCUACAUAAUUUAAAAGAGGGCUCCAACUACCCAUUACUAUACACGAUGAGAUAUCAAAGUAUGUCAAUGUAAAUAAGUUAAUAUUAUUCCUAUUUAGAGCAUAGGUUUAUGUCUGAAAGCAUGAAUUAAAAUAAAACUGCCUAUUCUC